Molecule: messenger RNA, 830 nt
Organism: Delphinapterus leucas (beluga whale)
Lineage: Eukaryota; Metazoa; Chordata; Mammalia; Artiodactyla; Monodontidae
Product: 14-3-3 protein gamma-like
Source: RefSeq, a predicted model, not a curated record
GCCCAGCCCGUGAAGAUGGUGGACCGCGAGCAACUGGUGCAGAAAGCCCGGCUGGCGGAGCAGGCGGAGCGCUACGAUGACAUGGCCGCAGCCAUGAAGAACGUGACAGAGCUGAAUGAGCCACUGUCCAAUGAAGAAAGAAACCUUCUCUCUGUGGCCUACGAGAAUGUAGUUGGGGCACGCCGUUCUUCCUGGAGGGCCAUCAGUAGCAUUGAGCAGAAGACAUCUGCAGAUGGUAAUGAGAAGAUAGAGAUGGUCCGUGCUUACCGUGAAAAAAUAGAGAAGGAGUUGGAGGCCGUAUGUCAGGAUGUGCUGAGCCUACUGGGUAACUUCCUGAUCAAGAAUUGCAGUGAGACCCAGUAUGAGAGCAGAGUGUUUUACCUGAAGAUGAAAGGGGACUAUUACCGCUACCUGGCCGAAGUCGCCACUGGAGAGAAGAGGGCAACCGUCGUGGAGUCAUCUGAGAAGGCCUACAGCGAAGCCCAUGAGAUUAGCAAGGAGCACAUGCAGCCCACUCACCCCAUUAGAUUAGGCCUGGCCCUUAACUACUCCGUUUUCUACUAUGAGAUCCAGAACGCCCAAGAGCAAGCCUGCCACUUGGCCAAAACCGCUUUUGAUGACGCCAUUGCCGAGCUCGACACUCUCAAGGAGGACUCCUACAAGGACUCCACGCUCAUCAUGCAGCUCCUCCGCGACAACCUCACGCUCUGGACAAGCGAUCAGCAAGACGACAACGGUGGAGAAGGCAACAAUUAAGGCCCCCAGGUGGGCUGGUAGCACACGCUGAUGCUACUACUGCAGUCUUUAUUUUUUUCCCAUGAGUUGGGGGU